Messenger RNA from Cicer arietinum (chickpea), 1457 nucleotides. The record is from RefSeq and is a predicted model, not a curated record. NCBI's taxonomy places the organism in Eukaryota, Viridiplantae, Streptophyta, Magnoliopsida, Fabales, Fabaceae.
UAAGGAAAUAAAAAGUGUAUUUAUUAUGUGUUAUAAUAAAUUAAAAUUUGUUACUUUUAGAAAAAAUAAACAUAAUCUUACUAAUAUACACUUAAUUCUUUGUUUUAGGUCUCACUCGAUGAGAUGUCACCCACUCACCGUAUCAAUGCCACAUCACACUAAUUUAAUGUAUAUUUUUUGCUAUAUUGAUCAAAAACACUUAUUGCAUUCAUUCUCCACAAAUAAAUAUUAAUAUUUAAUUUAAUGAUUAUACAAGCAAAUCUCGCGACAACAAAAACACUUUCUCCAUCCCACACCCCUUUCUCUGUAGAUCCCAGGCCUUCCUUUUCCAUCUCAAACAAAAAAAAAAAAAAUACAAAAUAAAGUAGUUGACAGCUAUUUUUGCUAUAUCUUGAGAUUUGGGCACACAUUUUGUAUUUUUUUUUUUUUUGUUUGAGAUGGAAAAGGAAGGCCUGGGAUCUACAGAGAAAGGGGUGUGGGAUGGAGAAAGUGUUUUUGUUGUCGCGAGAUUUGCUUGUAUAAUCAUUAAAUUAAAUAUUAAUAUUUAUUUGUGGAGAAUGAAUGCAUGUGCCCAAAUCUCAAGAUAUAGCAAAAAUAGCUGUCAACUACUUUAUUUUGAAAAUCAAAACAGAGACACCUGCAUUCAAAUUUUCUCUUCUCUUCUCCAAGGCCUAUUAUCUUUUCCAUUCAUUCUUCAAUCUACCACCAUCCACUACCUUUCCAAGCUUCUUCCGGUCGCAACGUUCAUGAAUCAGAAAAAUGGUAACUAUUUUGGCGUUCUCUACUAUGAGAUCAUUCAUCUGACCAAACUUUCACAUUCCGUGGGUUCGUCUUCCUGCUGUCGUGGUCUUCUUCUUCAACGGUAUUUCUAUGAUUCAUUCUUCUCAAUUCAUAAUUGUAUGACUUGCUGGCAUCCCCCUCCACAGUCUCUAAAGCAGUCUUUCAAAAUAACUAUAGCCUAUAAGGACCAGAAAUGACCCAUUUACAGAAAUGAGGGACCAAAAUAAGACGAAAACUUUUUCAAGGGCUAAAUAAAAAAUUUCCAUUAUUUGGGGGACAAAAUGUUUAAGGCAUAAAAUAAAGAAGCUAAACAUGUAAGGCUAGGACUCCCUUCAAAUUGGUCGUUUUUUAAUUUUUUUUCUCUCUUUGCGUCCUACACCCUCACUAGAGUUAUAUUAGCAAGAGUGAAGUGUGUAUCAAUAAGAUAAAUCAAACUUAUGUCAGCCUUAUAAGUACAUAAAAAUUGAUAGAAUUAAGUAAAACACAGCAGACAAGCAAAAAAAACUGUUGAUGAUAAUACCAAUCUUUAUUACAUUCAUUAAACUCAGCUGUUGAGUGAUGAUGUCUUACCCCAUAACAAAAUAGGCGAAGUGGCAAUUUGUGCUCAGAGGAAUCCUCUACCAUGUUAAUAGGCAACAUCAAAGGUGAUUCUUUUUGCCGGGUUUGGACAUCAGCCC